AGUGCUCCCCUCUCCUGCCUCGUGUGAUCACAGCUACAAUCGACUGUUGUUUAGUGAGUGUGAGGGUUUCCAGAGCGAGAUGAAGAUCCUCUGCAGCAGAUCCAUGGUGCUCCUUUUGCUCCCCUUGUUCCUUUCAGUUUGCUCAGCUGCUCAGGGACGUUUCGCUCAGAAGCUGCUGAACGAUUUGUUCUCCAACUACACCAGCGCUCUGCGGCCGGUGGAGGACACCGACAACAUCAUCAACGUCACAUUGCAGAUCACGCUCUCCCAGAUCAUCGACAUGGAUGAACGCAACCAGAUCCUCACCACCUACCUGUGGAUUCGUCAGGUGUGGAUGGAUGCUUUCCUCAGCUGGAGGAAAGAGGACUAUGAUGGACUUGACACUAUCCGCAUACCCAGCAGCCUUGUCUGGAGGCCAGACAUUGUCCUGUAUAACAGUGCGAAUGAUGAGUUCUCCAGUUCCAUGGAGACCAACGUUGUGCUCCGUAACGACGGCCAGGUCAUGUGGGACCAGCCAGCCAUAACCAAGAGCUCCUGCUCUGUAGAUGUUGCCUUCUUUCCGUUUGAUGUUCAGCAGUGUCAUCUGACCUUCGGCUCCUGGACUCACAAUGGCAACCAGAUGGACCUGUUCAAUGCUUUGGACAGUGCAGAUCUGUCUGACUUUGUCCCCAACGUUGAGUGGGAGGUUCUGGGCAUGCCAGCCAAAAAGAACGUCAUUUUGUACGGCUGCUGCUCUGAUCCAUAUCCAGACAUCACCUUCACGCUCAACCUGAAGAGACGAGCCUCCUUCUACAUCUUUAACCUCCUCAUCCCCUGCAUGAUGAUUUCCUUCCUGGCUCCGCUGGGCUUCUACCUGCCGGCUGACUCAGGUGAAAAAGUAUCCCUCGGUGUGACGGUGCUGCUGGCUCUCACCGUCUUUCAGCUGCUGGUGGCAGAGAGCAUGCCGCCAUCUGAGAGCGUCCCGCUCAUCGGAAAGUACUACAUCGCUACCAUGACUAUGGUCACUGCAUCCACGGCUCUCACCAUUUUCAUCAUGAACAUACACCAUUGUGGUUCAGAGGCCCGGCCUGUCCCCCAGUGGGCUCAGCGCUUCGUACUCAACUUCCUGGCUCGGAUCUGCUUCCUCCGUGAGGCUGGAGACAGCUGCCUGUCCCGGGCCUCGUCCCUGAAGCAGCCUUUGUCUCAGCAAGAGUCUGAUGCUCCGUCAGCUGGUGCUGGAACCACAGGAACCAACUGGGACAGAAAUGGACAGGUGUGGAGAGGGAAGGUGGAAGAGGACAACACAGGGGUGUCCCUGAGCACAGAGCAGGACUUAACCAAGCAGGUGAUCUGGAAGGAAGAUCUGUUUGUGACCAUUGACCACUCUGCAGAGCGAGGAGCUGCUGGAGGCCAUAAGGAAGGGGAGAAGUCAAACAGUAUGAGUGCGGGAGGAGUUGCCGCAGGAGAACAUGCAGAGGAAAAGAGCGAUGUUGAAGGUGGAGCUCAGCAGAACCGGAGAGAGAUUCUGGUGAGAACCCAGUGCGUGUGCCAGCACCAGCGGCUCCGCAGCAACGUGGAAUUCAUUGCCAGCUCGUACCAGGACCAGCGGGUUGCUCAGCUGCGCAUCACAGAGUGGAGAAAGGUUGCCAAGGUGAUGGAUCGCUUCUUCAUGUGGCUCUUCUUCAUCUUGUUCUUCUUUAUGAGCGUCCUCAUCCUGGGAAAAGCCAUUUGAGGUAGCUGAGCAGGACUUCUUCUCUGGUUUGACCUUCACCUUUAGUCCUCUCACCUUUGCUGUGUAGUUGCUCCAGAGCCACUUCGUGUGAACACAAUGGUGAAGUCACAGUGGGCUGAAACUAACAGCCCCAGAUGUUUGCAUGCACACGUCUAAAUAAAGGUUGGGGUGUUGAUUUUGGUUCAUUCUGGUGUCAGAUUCACUCAUUUGCACAAAUGCUAACAUUGUAAUUCAACUUUGUAACUUUUAUUUUUUUACUUUUAGAAAGACUUUUAACGUUUUCCUUUUUAAAAGACUAAUCUUGAUUUUGAAAAAUGUAAAACCAUGAUCGGAUCUAAAUUACCGGUAAUCAAAGUCUAGAUCCAAACUUUAUCAUUUCAUCGAAUGCAGGGUUGGGCUUCACUGCAGGUGAAAUCUGACUUUUCUCUCCAUUUUGGAAGAAACUGUAAGUUUCAGCAAAAAGUUACUACUUAGUACUGAAUUUAUUCUGAUCAAAGCCACAAAUUACACCUAUGAUCAUGCCGACAAUAAGUGAUUCUCACUAAUUAUUUCAAACCUCUGCAUGCAAAAGAAAGAAGAAGAAAAAAGUGGAGAAACAACAUUUUUAAAGAAGGAAAACACUGAGAGACAGAUGAAGAGAAAAUAAUAAAAAGCAGCGCCUGAAUUUUCUUACUUCAAAGGUUUUUUGUUCAAAUUAAAGAAAUUUGACUGAAAAACAAAAAAGAAAACCUGUUUUUUGCAGCUUGUUGUUAGAAAUCAGAUGAGAUGAGUCUUCUUCAUGAUCCAUGUGUGACAUCUUUAUAGUGAAGAAUAAAAAACCAACCUGUGGA
This is a messenger RNA of Oryzias latipes (Japanese medaka), 2541 nucleotides long. RefSeq names its product neuronal acetylcholine receptor subunit alpha-10-like. Gene Ontology annotation, cellular component: postsynaptic membrane. Gene Ontology annotation, biological process: monoatomic ion transmembrane transport. The record is from RefSeq and is a predicted model, not a curated record. Gene Ontology annotation, molecular function: transmembrane signaling receptor activity; acetylcholine-gated monoatomic cation-selective channel activity. Lineage: Eukaryota; Metazoa; Chordata; Actinopteri; Beloniformes; Adrianichthyidae.